Neltuma alba is the source of this 3074-nucleotide messenger RNA. Its product is annotated as translocase of chloroplast 90, chloroplastic-like. The coding region runs from base 331 to 2724 and encodes 797 amino acids. Gene Ontology annotation, molecular function: GTP binding; GTPase activity. NCBI's taxonomy places the organism in Eukaryota, Viridiplantae, Streptophyta, Magnoliopsida, Fabales, Fabaceae. Gene Ontology annotation, biological process: protein targeting to chloroplast. Gene Ontology annotation, cellular component: chloroplast outer membrane. The record is from RefSeq and is a predicted model, not a curated record. The transcript has 3 exons.
CCCUGGUCUUACUUUCCGUUGUUUUGACACUUUGAAUUGGGUCGUUUCGGAAUUUGCUAGUUCCCAUUCAUCUGGGCUUGGGAUUUUCGCUGAAUUCAUCAUACAACUAGGGUUUUGGAACUUUUUUUUGGUUCUGUUUUAUUGCCUUAUGAGGGUUCAGAUGUCUCUUAGUUUAGUUGAGUCAUCUUUUUCUCAUAAUUCUCGAGAAACACAAAUUAAAAUGAUUUGGUGUGGUCCUUCGAGGGAUUUUUUUUUUUAACAGCAUAUUCCUCAAAGCCUGUUGUCACUUGAUGCUCAAAAAUUGAAGCAACCCACUAGAAUAUCUUUGGGAUGAAAACUGUUAGAGAUUGGGUUUUCUCUCAGUUACUGUACAAGUCACUGGUCUCAUCUGGGCCGAUAUCAGGCAGUGGUAAUUUCUAUGAUGAGGGACAUCAGGGUGAAGAGCAUGUUGAUCAAGGUUCAGCCCACUCAGCUAGCUUGAUAGUGUCACCAGAUCCUUCUAAUUUGUUAGACUUAUCUAGUGGUAAUCAGAGCAGUCAGCAUACUAGCACUCCACAUCAGCUUUCAGGUACGGCACUUCGCCAAUAUCAACAUAGCACCAAUGGAAGACGGAAGGAUCCUUUGGCAAAGAUUGAGGACCUCCAAGUUAAAUUCUUCCGCCUGCUUCAGCGCUUUGGCCAGUCAGAGGAAAAUCUCUUUGUUGCAAAGGUUCUUUAUCGGAUGCACUUGGCAACUGUAAUUUGUGCUGAGGAAUCAGAUCUGAAAAGAGUCAUCCACAGCAGCAAGAGAGCACAAGAAAUUGCAACCCAGCAGGAGUCAUCUGGUCUGCCUGAAUUGGAUUUCUCCUGCACAAUACUUGUUCUGGGAAGAACCGGAGUUGGUAAAAGUGCUACCAUCAAUUCUAUAUUUGAUGAAACAAAAACCGUCACUGAUGCAUUUCAACCUGCUACUAAUUGCAUCCAAGAAUUUGUGGGAACACUCAAUGGGAUUACAGUAAGAGUUAUUGAUACUCCUGGUCUCCUGCCUUCUUCUACUUGUAAUGUAAAGAGAAAUAAGAGGAUCCUGCAUUCUAUAAAAAGAUUUAUUCGGAAAUCCCCUCCUGAUGUUGUUUUGUACUUUGAACGACUGGAUUUUAUAAAUGCUGGCUAUAGUGACACUCCCCUUUUGAGGCUAAUAACUGAAGUAUUUGGCUCAGCAAUCUGGUUCAACACCAUCCUUGUCAUGACUCAUUCUUCCUCGGCAAUUCUGGAAGGACAUGAUGGAAAGAUUGUUAAUUUUGAUUCAUUUGUUUCUCAAUGUACUGACUUAAUGCAGCAUAAUAUAAAUCAGGCACUGUCUGAUACAAGACUUGAAAACCCUGUCCUUUUGGUUGAGAACCAUCCCCAGUGUCCCAGAAAUUUUAUGGGAGAGAAAAGUCUUCCAAAUGGACAGGUUUGGGUAUCUCAACUCUUGUUAUGUUGCAUUUGCACCAAAGUUUUGGGUGAUGUCAAUUUCCUCCUUAAAUUUCAAGACACUGUGGAACUGGGGCCAGGACGUGGUGCUCGAAUACCUUCUCUGCCCCAUCUAGUGUCAGCCCUUUUGAACCGCUCAGUAUCCAAUCCAAGUGGAAUGGACCAUGAAACUGAUGAAAUUUUACUCUCAGAUAUAGAGGAAGAAGAUGAAUACGAUCAAUUACCACCUAUUCGAAUCUUGUCAAAAGCACAAUUUGGAAAGUUGUCCAAGUUGCAAAAAAAGGAGUAUCUGGAUGAGCUAGAUUACAGGGAGACUCUUUACCUAAAGAAACAUUUGAAAGAGGACUCUCGUAGGCGCAGAGAGGAAAUGUUACUAAAAGAACAAAAUUUGUCUGAUAGUGAGCAUCCUGAUGAUCAGCAGGCGUCUCCAGAGCCUGUUCUAUUACCAGAUAUGGAUCUUCCUCCAAGUUUUGAUUCAGGCUGGCCUCUUCAUAGAUACCGCUGCCUUGUGAUGACUGAUCAAUCUCUUUCUAGACCUGUUCUUAAUGGCCAUGGAUGGGAUCAUGAUGUGGGCUUUGAUGGUAUAAAUUUGGAGAUAGCCACAAAACUAAAGAAGGAUGUAUUUGCCGUGGUUACAGGACAGAUGAAUAAGGACAAGCAGGAUUUUAGUAUUCAAUCCGAGUGUUCGGCGACUUAUGUUAAACCUAAGGGCCCUACUUAUUCCAUAGGUGUUGAUGUUCAAUCUGCUGAUAGAGACUUGGUGUGUACAGUUCAUAGCAACACCAAGUUUAGAAGCAUAAAGCACAAUAUUGCUGAAUGUGGAUUUUGCAUAACCUCUUAUGCAAAGAAGCAUUAUCUGGGUGCAAAAAUUGAGGACACUAUGUUGAUCGGGAAACGUCUAAAAUUUGUCAUGAAUGCCGGACAAAUGGUGGGUGCUGGACAAGUGGCAUACGGUGGUACUUUUGAAGCUGCCGUACGAGGACGAGAUUAUCCAAUUAGAAACGACAAUUUUAGUCUGAAAAUGACUGUCCUUUCCCUCAAUAAGGAGACGGUGUUGAGUGGAAGCUUAAAAUCUGAGUUUAGGCUGAAUCGAAGCAUCAAAGCAUCUGUUAGUGCUAGUCUCAAUAAUCACAAAAUGGGGCAGAUAUGUAUAAAGACAAGUAGCUCUGAGCAUUUACAAAUUGCCCUUGUUGCAGUUUUCUCGAUUUUCAAGAUGCUGCUACGUAGAAAGGCGACUGAGAAGUUUGGUAAGCAAACAACGGACGUGGGGUGAGUUUUGCCUAUGGUAGCUAUGAGCUUUUGUUCAAGGAAAAAAUUGAUGUUGUGAACCAAUCUCCAUCCAAGACUUGGACAUGGACAUAUUUUCCCGAGGAAGGUUAGAAAUGCUCAUAUUCAUGAUUCUUUGAAAAGGUUACGCCAAAAUUUUCUCUCUCCAUGCUUGAGAAAGAAGCCUGUUUUGGGAAGUAUAAUGGUUGUUAAUAACAAGUGAUCGUAUAGUUGAGGCCUUUGAGCUUUAUAUGGAGUAAAAUAAUGUAAUGACUAUAGAGUCAAGCAAAGGGAAGGUUUGUUCUGUUUCCUUUUUUCUUGUUUUGUUGAUUUGUCUAAAAAGUUGAAAUACUCCUU